UUCGGAGCGGAGGAGGGAACCCCGGCCGUCGCGAGCGCAGAGGAGACAAAGCCACGUCCGGGGGCUCAGCCGGGGGGCUGGGUUCGGAGCUCUGUGUGUCCCCAGUCCGCCGGGAGAUCCGUGCGCCGCCGCCUGGCAACAGGUUCUCCGCCUCGCUCGCGGCCUCGUCCGCGCUCCCCUCCCCCGCGCCCGCGACCCCGGGACACCUCGGCUGGGCCAGGCGGCGGGCUGGACACCAGCUUCCAUGCGGUUUGGGUCCACAAUGAUGCCGAUGUUUCUGACAGUGUACCUCAGUAACAGUGAGCAGCACUUCACAGAAGUCCCCGUUACUCCAGAGACAGUAUGCAGAGACGUGGUGGAUCUGUGCAAAGAGCCUGGCGAGAGCGACUGCCAUUUGGCUGAGGUGUGGUGUGGCUCAGAACGUCCAGUUGCUGAUAAUGAGCGGAUGUUUGAUGUUCUUCAGCGUUUUGGAAGUCAGAGGAAUGAAGUUCGUUUCUUUCUUCGUCAUGAACGCGCCCCUACUAGGGACAUUGUGAGUGGACCAAGAACUCAGGAUCCAAGUCUAAAAAGAAAUGGUAUGAAAGUUCCUGGUGAACAUCGAAGAAAGGAGAAUGGUGUUAGCAGCCCUAGGAUGGAUCUGACUCUUGCUGAACUUCAGGAAAUGGCUUCUCGCCAGCAGCAACAGAUUGAGGCCCAGCAACAACUGCUGGCGACCAAGGAACAACGCUUGAAGUUUUUGAAACAACAAGACCAGCGUCAACAGCAACAAGCUGCUGAGCAGGAGAAACUUAAGAGGCUUAAAGAAAUAGCUGAGAAUCAGGAAGCCAAGCUAAAAAAAGUGAGAGCACUUAAAGGCCACGUGGAACAGAAGAGGCUGAGCAAUGGGAAACUUGUGGAGGAAAUUGAACAGAUGAAUAGUUUGUUCCAACAAAAACAGAGGGAGCUCGUUCUGGCUGUGUCAAAAGUAGAGGAGCUUACCAGACAGCUAGAGAUGCUCAAGAAUGGCAGAAUUGAGGGCCACCAUGACAACCAGUCAGCUGUGGCUGAGCUCGAUCGCCUCUACAAGGAACUGCAGUUAAGAAACAAAUUAAAUCAAGAGCAGAAUGCCAAGCUGCAACAACAGAGGGAGUGUUUGAAUAAACGUAAUUCAGAAGUGGCAGUCAUGGAUAAGCGUGUUAAUGAGCUGAGGGACCGGCUGUGGAAGAAGAAGGCAGCACUACAGCAAAAAGAAAAUCUCCCAGUUUCAUCUGAUGGAAAUCUUCCCCAGCAAGCUGUGACGGCUGCAAGUCGAGUGGCUGCUGUAGGUCCAUAUAUCCAGUCAUCUACUAUGCCCCGGAUGCCCUCCAGGCCCGAACUGCUGGUGAAACCAGCCCUGCCCGAUGGUUCCUUCGUCAUGCAGGCGUCAGAGGGGCCAAUGAAGAUACAGACACUACCCAAUAUGCGGUCUGGGGCCGCUUUACAAAGUAAAGGCUCUAAAAUCCAUCCAUCUGGCUCUGAUUGGAGCCCUUCAAAUGCAGACCUUUUCCCGAAUCAAGGUUCUUCCAUACCGCAGAGCUCUGGGAAUACCCUGGACCAAGUUGAUGAUGAGGAGAUUCUGUUGAGGGAGAAAGAGAAGAAAGUACGUCCCUUCUCAAUGUUUGACACAGCGGACCAGUGUGCUGCUCCACCUUCCUUUGGUACCCUGAGGAAAAACCAGAGCAGUGAGGAUAUCUUGCGGGAUGCUCAGGCUGCAAAUAAAAAUGUGGUGAAAGUACCACCUCCUGUUCCUACAAAACCAAAACAGAUUAAUUUGCCUUAUUUUGGACAAACCAAUCAAUCACCUUCAGACAUUAAGCCAGAUGGAAAUCUUCAGCAAAUGCCAGCAGCUGUUACAUCCAUAGGAAAUAAACCCAAGCCAGUGGGACAGCAGCCAAGGGUACUAUUGUCUCCUAGUGUACCUUCAGGUGGCCAAGACCAAAUUCUUUCUUCAGUAACUAAGCAAGAAAGUCCACCUGCUGUUGCAGUUCGGCCCUUUACUCCCCAGCCUUCCAAAGACACCCUCCUUCCAGCAUUCCGUAAACCCCAGACUGUGGCAGCAAGCUCAAUAUAUUCCAUGUAUACACAGCAUCAGGCUCCAGGAAAAAACUUCCAACAGGCUGUGCAGAGUGCAUUGACAAAGACGCAUCCCAGAGGCCCACACUUUGCCAGUGUAUAUGGCAAACCUGUGAUUGCUGCUGCCCAAAACCCACAGCAGCAAUCGGAAAACAUUUAUUCCAACAGCCAAGGCAAGCCUGGCAGUCCGGAACCUGAAACAGAGGCUGUUUCUUCAGUUACUGAGAACCAUGAAAAUGAAAGAAUUCCUCGACCACUCAGCCCAACCAAAUUACUGCCUUUCCUGUCUAAUCCUUACCGAAACCAGAGUGAUGCUGACUUAGAAGCCCUACGAAAGAAACUGUCUAAUGCACCAAGGCCACUAAAGAAACGUAGCUCUAUUACAGAGCCAGAGGGUCCUAAUGGGCCAAAUAUUCAGAAACUUUUAUAUCAGAGGACCACCAUAGCUGCCAUGGAGACCAUCUCUGUUCCAUCAUACCCAUCUAAGUCAUCCACCUCCGUGACUGUCAGCUCAGAAAGCCCCAUAGAAAUUCCAAAUCCAUAUUUACAUGUGGAGCCAGAGCAGGAGGUCGUCCCUCUGGUUCCUGAAUCACUGUCCUCAGAGGAUGUGGGGAGUGCCAGUACAGAGAACAGUGACAUGCCAACUCCUUCUCCAGGCUUUGAUUAUGUGCCUGAAGGAGUCCCAGAAAGCAGCACAAAUUUGCAGAGUAACACAGAAGAACCAAACCGAGAGGCUCCCCAUUUGCUUGAAGUGUACCUGGAAGAGUAUCCCCCUUACCCACCUCCACCCUACCCAUCCGGGGAGCCUGAAGGGCCUGAAGAAGACUCUGUGCGCAUGCGCCCACCUGAGAUCACAGGGCAGGUCCCUCUGCCUCCUGGCAAAAGGACAAACUUGCGUAAAACUGGCUCAGAGCGGAUUGCUCAUGGAAUGAGGGUGAAAUUCAACCCUCUUGCCUUACUCCUUGACUCAUCUUUGGAGGGAGAAUUUGACCUUGUACAGAGAAUUAUUUAUGAGGUUGAUGACCCAAGUCUGCCCAAUGAUGAAGGCAUCACAGCCCUUCACAAUGCUGUGUGUGCAGGCCACACAGAAAUAGUUAAGUUCCUGGUACAGUUCGGUGUAAAUGUAAAUGCUGCUGACAGUGAUGGGUGGACCCCAUUACAUUGUGCUGCCUCAUGUAAUAAUGUCCAGGUGUGUAAGUUUUUGGUGGAAUCAGGUGCAGCUGUGUUCGCCAUGACCUACAGUGACAUGCAGACUGCUGCAGAUAAGUGCGAGGAGAUGGAGGAGGGCUACACUCAGUGCUCCCAGUUUCUCUAUGGAGUUCAGGAGAAAAUGGGCAUAAUGAAUAAAGGAGUCAUUUACGCAUUGUGGGAUUAUGAGCCUCAGAAUGACGAUGAGCUGCCCAUGAAAGAAGGAGACUGCAUGACGAUCAUCCGCAGGGAAGACGAAGACGAAAUCGAGUGGUGGUGGGCACGCCUUAAUGAUAAGGAGGGAUAUGUUCCACGCAACUUGCUGGGAGUAAGUUUUUUGAACACUUGCUAUGCUUUUUGUGUGUGUGUCAAAGAGGGGCUCUCCAAAAUCUGUUGUGUGUUGUGAAUACAGUGCAGCUUGCAGACUUACAGCCACAUUUUUAGUGAUUCCUACUCUGUCCAAGAGCCCAUUAAUAUAUUUGCCAGAGAAAGUGAGAUUAGCAUGUUCCAAAGCUUUGCAUUAAGCUCUUUUGUAAAACUCAGGUGGUUCUUAGGUGCUUCUGUGUACACAAGAGGGGGUGUGUUAGGUGUGUGAGAGUGAGAGAGAUCUCUCUUGAGAUCUACCUGGAGUAUUUAUUAUCUGGGUAAUCAGGUGGUGGGAGGAAAGUGGGAAGAGCUGGAGAAGCCUGCUUCUUCAGAUUGUUUAUAAGAGUAAUACAGGGCAAUGAUAGAUAUUGUAGUUAUUUUUAUCAGGUGUCAGACAUGGUCUACUCUGACAUCCAGUCCACCUGUAGGGAUUCUGUUUGCCCAAGAUCCUCUGCUGGGGUGCUGCUUUCUGUGGAAUUUCUUAAAAAUCACUCCAGUGCUGGGAUUUGGCAGUCUGAUUCUGACCAGCAUUCCCUCUUCUGACUUUCCCUUUCCCCAUGGGUUGCCUAAGGUACAGUGUAAAUGACUUCAUAUAUAUACCUUGACUGCUGCCUUCCUGAGAGCAUCAUUUAUUGUGAAAUAAACUUCUGAGGUUUAGACAAUAGUCAUUUAUAUGAUACUAAAGUAAAUUUUAAAGAAUAAUGAAGGGCCAGGCAUAGCGGCUCACUCAGCUGCUCAGGCAGUGAUCACAGGAGGAUUGUGGUUUGAGACCAGACCAGGCAAAAAGUUAGUGAGACCCCUUUUUAACAAACAAGCAUGGUGGUACAUGCCGGUGAUCACAGCCAUGCAGAUGGAGGUAAGAAGAUUGAAAUUGUGGGAAAAAAAUGCCAGAUCCUAUCUGAAAAAAUAGCUAAAGCACAAAAG
Messenger RNA from Castor canadensis (American beaver), 4569 nucleotides. NCBI's taxonomy places the organism in Eukaryota, Metazoa, Chordata, Mammalia, Rodentia, Castoridae. The record is from RefSeq and is a predicted model, not a curated record.